GUCCAAUUUCAUUGAAAUUUUGAGAGUGCCGGGUCUUCAGUCAAAUAUCCCCAUUUUGGACAGCGAAGUAGUUUCUGAUGAUCCCAAACUCUAAUCCUGUUGUUCAGGCUCUUUUAGGGACGUUGUUUACAUGGGGAGUAACAGCUCUUGGAUCUGCUCUCGUCUUCGUUUUUAACAGCGGACAGAGAAAGGUUCUCGAUGCUAGCCUGGGAUUUGCCGCGGGGGUCAUGCUAGCAGCUUCAUAUUGGUCCUUAUUAGCCCCAGCCAUAGAAAUGGCAGAAACUUCAGGAAGUUAUGGAGAAGGUGGCAAGUUUGCCUUUGUUCCAGUAUCUAUAGGGUUCAUUCUUGGAGCAGUAUUUGUAUAUGGGGCAGACAAGCUUAUGCCACUUCUGGGUGUGGAAUCAUCUAAUUUUGCUGAGGCCCUAACUGGUGAUUUUCAGAAUGGUAAUGCAUGCAAAGAGAAGGAAUCAAAGGAUAACAUCCAUCACACAGAAAUCUCCAUCCACAACUUGUCACACAACAGAGAUACAUCACAGCUUACACAAAGAAAGAAGGAAUAUUUACAUGAUUCUAGUAAUAAAGACAUUGAUCAUGAAGGACAGAUAUCAAAAGAGCAAAAAGCCAGCUGGAGGAGAAUUUUAUUAUUGAUCAUAGCAAUUACUGUUCAUAAUAUUCCAGAGGGUCUGGCUGUUGGAGUAGGGUUUGGUGCCAUAGGAAAAACAGCUGCUGCAACCUUUGAAAAUGCAAGGAAUUUAGCAAUAGGCAUUGGAAUUCAGAACUUUCCAGAAGGACUGGCUGUUAGUCUCCCACUUCGAGGGGCAGGAUUUUCCUCAUGGAAGAGCUUUUGGUAUGGUCAGCUAAGUGGAAUGGUAGAACCAUUAGCUGGACUUUUUGGUGCUCUUGCAGUUGUGGUUGCUGAGCCCUUGUUGCCAUAUGCUUUGGCAUUUGCAGCUGGUGCAAUGGUGUAUGUUGUAGUUGAUGAUAUCAUACCAGAGGCCCAGACAAGUGGUAAUGGACGGUUAGCUUCAUGUACAACUAUUGUUGGUUUUGUAGUAAUGAUGUCUCUAGAUGUUGGGCUUGGAUGAGAAUAUUACUUGUGAAACCUUCCUUAGUGAAAUUAAUGUAUUUUAUUAGUUAACAAUCCUGACCAUAGAGUAGGCAUUUGGAACUGCAGAAUGCUUCCUUAAUUGUAGUUAAAGUGUCUUGUAGUUUAGAAAAACAAAACAAAACAAACAAAAAAAUAGAGAAAAUAAUCAUCAGUGAUCAAGUGUUUAUCAAGAAUUUAUUUUUCACAUCCAUGUUUAUCUUAAUAGUCCCUAAACAGAAUAAAGAGCUCCAAUCUAAGACAGUCAUUUGCGCAAAAGACUUAAAAGAGACAUCACAUCAAGCUUGCAUCCAAGUGAUUUUUUGCAUACAUUAAAUAUGAUAAAAGGCUUUUUUAUUCCAUCACCUGAUAAGUGGCAGGAUAUUUUGCAGUUUCAUUUUGUUGUACUGGUGGUGCAGUAUACUUUGCCAAACAAAUGCAUCAAACUACAAUUUUUAGUGACUUGGAGUCUCAGCUCUCUAUUGAAAGAAAUACAAUCAAUUUAAUCACACCAACUUUUUACAAACAAAAAUUUUUGAUAAACAGUUAGUCGUACAUGUUGGAUGGAUAGUUUAUAAGAUGGGUUGUAAUGUUCUAUACAUUUUCUAGCUUGGGAAUAACAAAUUUGUGAAUGUUAAAGGUGGCUGCAAUUUCCAAAAGGCCAUUUUACAGUUGUGUUCUUAGUUGCCAAGCCUUUGAUUUGGAGUGAGGCUGAAGGUGACCUUGUUGUGAUGGAGACAAGUAUCUAGUUGGCAUGGUAACAAAGUAAUAGACCAUUUUUGAUAUGUUAAAAUUCUGACAUAGCUCUGAGAUAAGGGGGAAUGAAACAAAAGAAAUAAAUUAUUUGUCUCUCAACCUCGAUGUGAUUUCUUGGAAAUUACAAACUUGUGAAUGUUAAAGAUGGCUGCAGUUUCAAAAAGGCCAUUUUACAGUUGUGUACUUAGUUACCAAGCCUUUGCUUUAGAGUGAGGGUGAAGGUAACCUUGCUUGGGGUUGCAUAAUAUUUCUCAAAGCCAAGUUUGAAUUUUAAUAAAUUGAAAAUGGCCUAUUUACAUUUAAAAAGCAGCAUUGUUUGUAUUAUAACAAGGUCACCCUUUGCCUCACUCCUGUUCAAAGGUUUGGCAACCAAGGGUGCAACUUUAAAAUGGAGAGCUGAAAACAUAACCAAGACAUGUGGUGUUGUCACUCAAAAAAAAAAGGUUAAUGUGUAUGUACAUUUCUGUGGAUUUCCAGUCAGCUUUCUUAUUUCCAUUUUCAGUUCAAAGAGAAAAACUUUUUUGUGAUCUCUUUUGUCAUAUCAUUGGAUCUACUUUCCUCUGAGGUUGAGAUCUGGGGUUGAGAUAUAUUGA
Messenger RNA from Pocillopora verrucosa, 2433 nucleotides. Its product is annotated as zinc transporter ZIP11. Gene Ontology annotation, biological process: zinc ion transmembrane transport. NCBI's taxonomy places the organism in Eukaryota, Metazoa, Cnidaria, Anthozoa, Scleractinia, Pocilloporidae. Gene Ontology annotation, molecular function: zinc ion transmembrane transporter activity. Gene Ontology annotation, cellular component: membrane. The record is from RefSeq and is a predicted model, not a curated record.